This is a messenger RNA of Thamnophis elegans (Western terrestrial garter snake), 3746 nucleotides long. It is a transcript of the gene SEL1L3, whose product is annotated as SEL1L family member 3. NCBI's taxonomy places the organism in Eukaryota, Metazoa, Chordata, Lepidosauria, Squamata, Natricidae. Gene Ontology annotation, molecular function: protein binding. The record is from RefSeq and is a predicted model, not a curated record. The coding region runs from base 25 to 3315 and encodes 1096 amino acids. The transcript has 24 exons.
CGAGCUGAGCCCCGCGGCAACGCCAUGGACAGCGCCGCGGCCGCUCGAUCCCUCCUCGGCCUCUGCCUGCUGCUUUGGAAAAGCGGGAUAACGUCGGGGAGGGAAACACGGCUGACCACGCCGAUAACUCCGCGCGAGACAUUUUCGGAGGAUUUUAUUCACCUGAAUGUUGGGAACAGAAGUUUGCAGAAUGGCGUUGGCAUUUCGGUGGCCUAUUUCUGCUCCAAGCCUUGCGUCAUAACUUUAGAAGCGAAAGCCUCCUUCGACUCCAGGAAUGCCGUAUCGGUGUACAAGAAACAAUGGAAAGGCGACCGCCGCGUCCGGACGAAUCGAACCCUUUCCUUGACGUUCCCAAAUAGUAUGGUCUUCAGAGAUGAUUAUAUUAUCAAGCGAUCGCUAAAUGUAGACUACGUAAUCCUCUACGCCUGGAUUACCCACAAGGAGGCCGUGAUCCACCACGCUCCUCAAGCAGGAAGCUACUGGCGUGCCGUUGUACGGGACUACAGUUUUUUGGACUCCGUUCCACCUUUCGAGCGUCCGUACAAGGAACACAAGGUCUGCAUGACCUGGAGCGCGGAACAGGCGUGGAAACGCCAAGCUAAUAGGAUACCGCGGUGUCCUCACGAGAACGACCUGAUGGAGAUCCUCAGCUUCCCAUAUGCAUCCAGUGGAGAGAGGACAGGAAUUGUGAAGAAGUUCCCGAAAUUUAGAAACAGAGAACUUGAAGCCAUCCGGAAGCAUCACACAAGUUAUCCAAUGUUCACAGUCUCGGCAUGGCUUUAUUUACUGCGCUACUGUGAGACAUCCUUGUGCGGGAUCCUGUACUUCAUCGAUUCGGGAGAAAUGUAUGGCACCCCUGCUGUAUUUCUAACCAAUACAGGUUAUCUUCACGUCCAAAUGCACCUUGUCAAAGGAGGGGAUCUUGCAGUGAAGACUACGUUGCCCCUUCCUCUACGGUGGUGGUUUCGUCUUGAUCUCUCCAUCAAUGGACAAGAGAUCGAUAUAACCAUUGUUCAGAAGAAUAUGACUAUCUUUCAACGUCAAGUUUUUAAUUUUCAGCAAGAUUUCUACUACGAUGACACUGGGGGCUACUUGGUUUUGGGGGGCAGUAGAUACGUGCCAGGAGUCAAAGGCUAUUUUGGAUCGGUGAAAUACUACCGUCUGAACAACUUAGAGACUAAAAGGUUUUCUCAUCCAUUCUCCAACAAAGAAAUUUCAGAGAAAAUUGAGAUGUACUAUCAGAAACGUGCUAAUAUCCAGAGUGGAAUAACUAAUCACAGAUUCUCGCUGAAAUAUUUUGAAGAAAAUCAACAGUGCCCUCUUGACAACUAUUACUGGGAACUGAUCAACAAACACAGGAGCCCUUUGAAGUGUGUUCCUUUGGAUUGGGAGACAGGAUUGAGAGAAGAUCAGAGCAUGCUUGAAGAUAGGAGGGACACAACACCACAUUUCCCAGAAGUAUCCCAACACAAGAAGGAGCUAGCAUUCAAAAUCGGACACAGGCUGUUUGAGGCGGCUGCUCAAAACCUGUCACAAACGGAUGGUUUGCUCUAUAUCAAUUCCUCCAUCUUCGCCCUGAGAGAUUCCAGCCAUUGUGGCUAUUCUAGAUCUUCUUAUCUUCUUGGUGUCAUCUUUGAAAUUGGACUGGGUGUAUCUCCAGACCCACUUCAGGGAUUGCUCUACAGCUUGAUUGCAGCUCAGGAAGGGGACCGGCUGGCUCUGAUGAACCUUGGCUACAAGCACUACCAAGGGAUUAAUAAUUAUCCCCAGGAUCUUGAGGUCUCAUAUGCUUACUAUAGUGACGUGGCUGUAAAGACACCCCGGGACCAACAAUCCGGAGCAAGAGAUCAGGCCUUGGUUGAAGCCAUCAGACUUCAGGAUGAAGAGUUACUGAAAGCCUUGACCAAAGAAAAUGGGGAUAUUUUCCUGUGGUUGAAACAUGAAGCAGUCAGAGGAGAUUCCACAGCGCAGCAACGCCUGGGACAGAUGCUUUUUUGGGGCCAGCAAGGAGUAGGAAAAAACCUAAGGAAAGCUGUGGAAUGGUAUGCAAAGGGAGCUCUAGAAAAUGAAGACCCGGUCUCUUUAUUCGACUAUUCCAUUGUGCUGUUCAAGGGCCAAGGGGUGAAGAGGAACAGGCGUCUGGCUUUCCAGCUGAUGAAAAAAGCCUCGUCAAAGGGAUUCCCCCAGGCAGUCAACGGCCUCGGCUGGUAUUAUCACAACUUUAAAAGAGAUUAUGACAAAGCAGCCAAAUAUUGGCUAAAAGCCGAAGCCAUGGGUAGCCCAGAUGCCUCCUUCAACCUCGGGGUUUUGCAUUUAGAUGGAAUCUAUCCAGGAGCAACGGGUAGAAAUCGGACUACGGCUGCUGGCUAUUUCUACAAAGCCGCGGAGAAAGGUCAUAUGGAAGGGACUCUGCACUGCGCCCAAUUCUACAUUACAGGAAAUCUACCAAGCUUUCCCCGGGAUCCGGAAAAGGCAGUGCUCUGGGCAAAACACGUGGCAGAAAAGAAUGGCUACUUGGGCCACGUCAUCCAGAAAGGACUCAGAGCCUACUUGGAGCUCUCUUGGAAUGAGGCUCUUCUGUAUUAUAUCCUUUCCGCGGAGACAGGAAUUGAGGUGGCACAGACAAAUUUAGCACAUAUCUGUGAAGAGAAGCCAAACUUGACAAAACGAUACUUCUCCACCGACUGUGCUCGGAAGUACUAUAAUUUCUCCAUUUCUCAAAGCACCGCUCCCUCUUUUGCUUACUUGAAAGUAGGAGAUUUUUACUACUAUGGUGCUCAGAACCAGACCAGGGAUUUGAAUAUGUCAGCCCGGAUGUACGCACGAGCAGCGCUGAUGGGAGAUGCCCAGGGAUUCUUUAAUUUGGCUCUUCUUCUGGAAGAAGGUUAUUCUAUCCCAAGUUCCCUUUUAGAUCGUUUAGAAAUCGACAGCACUGCCCACUCCAGAAAUAUGCCCCUCCAUCAAGAGCUUUAUGAAAGAUGCUGGAAUUACAGCCACCAAGACUCUGUCAACCCAUGCUCGCUAGCCUUGCUUUACCUACGACUGAGGAUUUGGUCCAACAACAUUUUCCAUUCUGACCCGAUCUACUAUUUGGGCUGUUUCUCUCCCUAUUUGUUGGUUGCUUUCGUCAUUUGGCGUUUCUGGUCUCUUUCAGCGGUCGCUCGUCUGGAUAAUUCAGCGGUCGCUGAAGGAGGACCUCUUCCUAGAGAUGGGGAGCCAAAUCAGAGGAGGUCAGCAGAGUGCGAAGCAUCUCCUGACCCAAAUGGCUUUGAGGAGGAUUCCAUCAACCCCCAACAUUCCUCUUCCAGAAGCUGAAAGGCGAGGAGGAAGAUUUCUCUUCAAGCAAUCUUCCUUUUUCAAAAAGCUGUAGCAAACAUCUCCCUUUGGCUCUCUGGAUCUAUUUUGGGAGCCUGGUGUGACCCUACAAGAAGCCAACAGCCUUCAAAAUCGAGAGGAAGUAAAGUGGCGGGGAUGAGUAAGGAGAUCAUGGUUGCAAAGCAUGUUGAACCUUUUCUAACUUUUACUUUAUCGCGCCUCCGUAUGACGAUUAAAAAGGACGUGCUACUGCCAUGACUUCCAACCAAUUUUUGAAUGAGGAUGAGGACAUUCUUCUAAGCCCCCUCCCCACUUGACAUUCUUCUAAGCCCCCUCCCCACUUGCUUACUCCUCAACUUGGGUGCACAAAGGACUUCAUUGUUUACAUCUGUCUUCAGUUGGUGAUCAGAUAAAGACUCUAAUUUGUUUUA